Oncorhynchus nerka (sockeye salmon) is the source of this 1422-nucleotide messenger RNA. Its product is annotated as contactin-associated protein-like 2. Lineage: Eukaryota; Metazoa; Chordata; Actinopteri; Salmoniformes; Salmonidae. The transcript has 6 exons. The coding region runs from base 206 to 649 and encodes 147 amino acids. The record is from RefSeq and is a predicted model, not a curated record.
GGAGAAUUAGCAGAUCAGCUCACAGAGCAACACAUGUGGCCCACACCCAUUCGAGGGAGAGAGAGAAAAAAAAAACACAUUGCGCAUGGGUCUCCAACUUAACACUCCUGUCAACUUAACAGCAUAACAGUUGCACAAAUUCAUCACGGAAAGGGAGUUGAAGGAAAACGUAUCGCUUGACUUGGACUUGUAUUGACUGUUCAUCAUGGAGUCACCAACAACAGCAGGUACAAUAAGCCCCUCGGUAUCGGAAGAGGCCUUCAGCCACAUGGUCAGUCACAUCAGAGAACUCUUCACACAGCCCUCCGUAGCUGCAGGAGCUCUAACAACAACUUUUCUACAGAAGACUGAAAUUCCAGAUGCUUUUGUUGGAGUUCUGACAACAACUUCUGCACAUAUGACUGAAACAACCUCAGAUGCUUUUUUAGUGGGAGCCGCCAUCGUAAAAGGUGUAUCCUUUGAACUCCUUUUCGUAGGAGUCAUUCUUGUGGUGGUACUGGUGGUGGUACUGGUGCUGGUACUGUGCCACAAAUGCAAGCAUAAGGGCACUUACCACACCAACGAGGCCGAGUGUGGUGAUUCUGAUUCUGUCGACACGUAUGGUGUUGCCUCUCAAAGCGAACUAGAGAUUUUGAAAGAGGAAGAAUAGAAAGAAGUACACUUCAUUUGAAACAGGACUUUUUCCGAUUCUAAACCGGGGCCAGUUGUCAACUCAAGAUGCCAAAUAUUUUCUACGGAAUUGGUAAUGCCUAUGAUGGUCAUCUAAUUUCAAGGCAACAUUUAUAUGGGGCAUACGACCAUCUCAGCUCUGCAGAUUUUGCCACGAAGAGACAGAAUCGUUAGAUCAAUUAUUUUUGUAUUAUCCAGAUAUACACUAUAUAUACAAAAUUAUGUGGACACCCAUUAGUGAAUUUGGCUAUUUCAGCCACAUUACAGCUUUAUUUCCUUCAUCAAUCAAUAUACAGAAGCACUUUAAUAAACAAUUCAUAUUCAUUACAUGUAAAUGUUUAUACUCAAAAGAUAGUACCUUGUUUGAAUUUCUAUUAUGAGGGUGUUGAGCGAGCUUAAUGUAUAAUAAUGUAUAGCAUUGCUGAAUGUAAUAUCUGUUUUCAAUUUUUUUCUAAAUUGACGUCCAGUAGUAAUCUGAGCUUGUAAAAUGAAAUCAAGGCACAGGCAUCUUUCCUAACGCCAAACUGAAUGUUUUUUUUUUUUUUGGCCUGAAGGUACCAAUAACUGAGAAAAGGAAAUGCUACGGCAAGGACCAUAAGAACACAAAAAAAUAUGUUCAUGAAACUUGACAGACAUUUCACCUAUGACAAUACUGGGAACAAAACAGUCAAAAAAAUGUAAAUUCCCCUUCUAAUUCUUAUGCAAGUCUCUGUAACUAAUAUAUUACCAUGUGAUUAAAGAGAAGCGACCUUG